AUGAUUUCGCAAGAAGAGUUGAAUUUCAUGACGAUGGUGCUGAUUCUUCCUCGGUCGGAAAAUCCAUUCGUGGCAGCGGCAACCCAGUUGAAAAAACUCUGCAAGGAUGUAUCUACAGUGUCUGCAUCUGCUCUACAUGAGAGUGAGGUCAAAAGCCUUCAAGCUGUUCCAACUAACACUGCUGGGGCUUAUUCGCAUCGACAUGCCGUCUACGACCGGGGUUGUAUUCUUCCUUUAUUGCCCCCCUGUUCGAUGGGGCUUGAAUAUUUCAUUUCUGGCGGCAUCAUUGGUACCAAUACGUCCUUAUCACGUUCGCUCAAAGCCAUCUUCGUCUGGGGUAUGGACAAAGUGAAUCGAGACUUCAAGGAAAUCAAACGGAUCUGUGAAGCUGUAGCAGAUACAUUGGAAAGCACGGCGCCGAACUACAAUUCGACCUCAUAUAGUCCAGUGCAGUUGCUGAACAUCUUGAAUCCCGCAAAGGCGUUAGCGCCACUCAGAAAUGAUAUUGGCGUACAUUCGCGGAUUGUGCUUACGACUGGGCUAAUUGAUCUAUGCCUGUUGGCCUCUCUGUAUUUACCUUUGCUGUUGGUCACCUUGAGAGACAUACGUCGGCGCACCGAGGAUCUUUUCCACUCAUUCCCCAACACUGAUGAUCCAGAAGCGGCCGAGCUUGUCAAGAUUCAUAAACGACUAAAACAGGAACAUGUCUCUCUGGUGGCCUAUGCUUUUGCGGCAUAUUUCAGCACGAUGAUGUUCAUUCCUACGUUGGCCUGGGCAUUAUCAUACCCAGGUCUCAAUUUUGUACAAGACAAGAAUUGGCUAUUAGGUUUGCAGAUUGGGAUGCAUGGUCCUUUUGCCAUCAGCGGAAAUGUGUAA
This is a messenger RNA of Melampsora larici-populina 98AG31, 876 nucleotides long. RefSeq lists its product as uncharacterized. The transcript is spliced from 9 exons. The record is from RefSeq and is a predicted model, not a curated record. NCBI's taxonomy places the organism in Eukaryota, Fungi, Basidiomycota, Pucciniomycetes, Pucciniales, Melampsoraceae. The coding region runs from base 1 to 876 and encodes 291 amino acids.